Molecule: messenger RNA, 1491 nt
Organism: Saxophila tyrrhenica
Lineage: Eukaryota; Fungi; Ascomycota; Dothideomycetes; Mycosphaerellales; Extremaceae
Exons: 1
Coding region: 1-1491 (496 amino acids)
Source: RefSeq, a predicted model, not a curated record
AUGGUCGAACUCAGCCGUGUCGUCGGUGGACCGGUCGUCAACAGCUAUGCGGUCCAAGAUAAGGUGCAAGAGGCAGAGCUGGACCCUACAAUGAUCAUAGAGGACGAGCUGUUCGCCGCCGAAGCUUGGGAGCCAUGUUCGGUCUGUGGCGCUGCCGACGAGACGCAUGAACUCAUGUACUGCGACCGUUGCGACAAAGCGACCCAUGUCUUCUGCGCGGGCUUCGAUGAGUCGCCAGAGAUUUGGUAUUGCGAGGAGUGUCACACGAACAUGGACAAUGGCGACGCUACCACGAGAGUCACGCCCGGUGCCCGCCGGAGGACUCGAGGACGCAUGCCUACCGGACGACGACAGACUCGUGGCCGCAAUGAUCCAACAUGGGCACGUGUGUGGCAAGAAGUAUCACGACGCCUGGACUUCGACCUCGACUUUCCUUUUGAUGACGAUACCGGCGACCAGCGGACAGAAGAGCAGCGACGCGAGUUCUCGCGCUGGGAAAGGCGGUUCCAGGUCGCAAGCCAACAAGGUGCUGCCAAUAGACUGCGAAACAUUGCGAAUGCACAGAUACAGCAAGCUGAGCCAGCGUAUCGACCUGCGCCAGAGUCGCAAGAAGAGCUUCGCGCCUGGAAUGCCUUCGACAAGGCACGCGAGUCGCAGGACGCACCGACCCAUGUGCGCCGCAGAAAGCGAAAGAGGACCGCCUCGCCAUCAUCUUCCGGACAUGAGGUUACGACGAACGAGGCACCCCAACAGAAGCGACCUCGCUUGCGGCGACCCAGAGUCGUCGCUCCUGAGCCUGAGCAGAACGGAGAGUCGUCGGCUGAUGUUGCUCAACGACCUGGCGAUGGACCUACGUUCCUAUCCUCGUUAUUGCGAGAGGUGGAGAGCAAGCCAGUCUCUGCCAGCUCACCUGGCGCUUCCGACCAGCAGAACGGUCAAUACUCACCCCGCGACUCACCACCCGCGCCAUCGGCAUCCUCUUCAGAUUGCGGCACGCCUCCACGAAGACUUUCAGCAACCCCACCGCCUCCCGCGACUCGUCGACUUCCAGUGUCUCCGCCGUUGUCGUCCACGAUAGUGCCGUUGUCUUCACCAAUGGGAGCUACGUUCUCGCCUUUCUCACCGACACAAACCUCCGCCAAGGAACAGCGCCGCGGCCGGCGGCACCAGGACAGUCCACACGCCAGCGAUGACGAAGCACCACAAGAUCGCGCUUCAUCAGCUUCACCUUCGCGCAACUUAUCUUACUCUGCCAAGGAGGAGAUCCAAAGAAUGGUCAAGCUUUCCCUCCGGCCCCGUUACAACAACACAGAGAUCACCAAGGACCAGUACACCGACAUAAAUCGCGACGUGUCCCGGAAACUGUACGAGCUCGUCGGCAGCGCAGCUGCAUUGUCCGAUCAGGCGGAGAGGGAGAAGUGGCAGGGUGUAGCUGAUGACGAGGUCAAGAAGGCUGUCGACGCAGCCAACGGGACCGCAGAAGACGAAUAA